Molecule: messenger RNA, 2709 nt
Organism: Pipistrellus kuhlii (Kuhl's pipistrelle)
Lineage: Eukaryota; Metazoa; Chordata; Mammalia; Chiroptera; Vespertilionidae
Product: protein argonaute-2-like
Exons: 1
Coding region: 97-2679 (860 amino acids)
Biological process (GO): regulation of DNA-templated transcription; regulatory ncRNA-mediated gene silencing
Cellular component (GO): RISC complex
Molecular function (GO): protein binding; endoribonuclease activity, cleaving siRNA-paired mRNA; RNA binding
Source: RefSeq, a predicted model, not a curated record
UAUCGUGCAGCCAGGCUCCCUCGCAGCUCGAGGCAGCUGGGCCAGUGGGGUGUGUGCAGACGACCCUCUGCCCUGGAGCCCCUUGGAGGCACCACCAUGUACUCGGGAGCCGACCUGGUUCUUGUGCCUCUGGCACCGCCGCUGCCCCCCCUCCAAGGAUAUGUCUUCAAGCCGCCACCCAGACCCGACUUCGGGACCUUGGGGAGAACCAUCAAGUUAAAGGCCAACUUCUUUGAAAUGAACGUUCCAAAAAUUGACAUCUAUCACUACCAGUUGGAUAUCAAGCCAGAGAAAUGCCCACGGAGAGUGAACAGGGACAUUGUGGAGCACAUGGUCCAGCAUUUUAAAACUCAGAUCUUCGGGGACCGGAAGCCUGCGUUUGAUGGGAGGAAGAACCUCUACACGGCCACGCCACUGCCUAUUGGGCGGGAGAAGGUGGAGCUGGAGGUCUCGCUGCCAGGCGAAGGGAAAGAUCGCAUCUUCAAGGUGUCCAUCAAGUGGGUGUCCUGCGUGAGCCUGCAGGCAUUACAUGAUGCGCUUGCGGGGCGGCUGCCCAGCAUCCCCUUCGAGUCUAUCCAGGCCCUGGACGUGGUCAUGAGGCACCUGUCAUCCAUGAGAUACACACCUGUGGGCCGCUCCUUCUUCACCCCCUCCGAGGGCUGCUCCAACCCGCUGGGCAGUGGCCGAGAAGUGUGGUUUGGCUUCCAUCAGUCUGUCCGCCCUUCUCUUUGGAAGAUGAUGCUCAAUAUUGAUGUCUCCGCGACGGCAUUUUACAAGGCGCAGCCCGUCAUCAAGUUUAUUUGUGAAGUUUUGGAUUUUAAAAGUAUUGAAGAACAACAAAAACCUCUGACAGAUUCCCAAAGAGUCAAGUUUACCAAAGAAAUCAAAGGUCUAAAGGUGGAGAUCACACACUGUGGGCAGAUAAAAAGGAAGUACCGCGUCUGCAACGUUACCCAGCGACCAGCCAGCAGCCAAACGUUCCCCCUGCAGCAGGAGAACGGGCAGACAGUGGAGUGUACGGUGGCCCAGUACUUCAAGGACCGGUACAAGCUGGUGCUGCGCUACUCCCACCUCCCCUGUUUACACGUUGGCCAGGAGCAGAAACACACUUACCUUCCCCUCGAGGUCUGCAACAUCGUGGCGGGACAGAGAUGUGUAAGGAAACUGACCGACAAUCAGACCUCAGCCAUGAUAAGAAUGACGGCCAGGUCAGCGCCUGAUCGGCAGGAAGAGAUUAGCAAGCUGAUGAGAAGUGUGAACUUUAAGACCGACCCCUACGUCCGGGAUUUUGGGAUCACAGUCAAGGAUGAGAUGAUCGACUUGACCGGGCGGGUUCUGCAGCCGCCCUCCCUCGUAUUCGGGGGCCGGAAUAAAGCAAUUGCCACGCCUGUGCAGGGUGUCUGGGACAUGAGGAACAAGCAGUUCCACACAGGCAUUGAGAUCAAGGUGUGGGCCAUCGCCUGCUUCGCGCCCCCGCGCCAGUGCACUGAGGCCCACCUCAGAUCCUUCACAGAGCAUCUCAGAAAGAUCUCGAGGGACGCGGGGAUGCCGAUCCAGAGCUAUCCGUGCUUCUGCAAGUACUCCCAGGGCGUCGACAGUGUGGAGCCCAUAUUCCGGCACCUAAAGAACACAUACACGGGCCUGCAGCUGGUGGUGGUUAUCCUGCCGGGCAAAACCCCCAUCUACGCCGAGGUGAAACGCGUGGGGGACACGGUGCUGGGGAUGGCCACCCAGUGCGUGCAGAUGAAGAAUGUGCAGCGGACCACGCCCCAGACGCUGUCCAACCUCUGCCUCAAGAUCAACGCCAAGCUGGGGGGCGUGAACAACAUCCUGUUGCCGCAGGGCAGGCCGCCUGUAUUCCAGCAGCCAGUCAUCUUCAUGGGGGCUGAUGUCACGCACCCUGCUGCAGGGGACGGUAAGAAGCCAUCCAUCACUGCUGUCGUAGGCAGCAUGGACGCUCACCCCAACCGCUACUGCGCCACCGUGCGAGUGCAGCAGCACCGCCAGGAGAUCAUCCAGGACCUGGCGGCCAUGGUGCGUGAGCUGCUCAUCCAGUUCUACAAAUCCACACGCUUCAAGCCCACGCGCAUCAUCUUCUACCGCGACGGUGUGUCCGAGGGGCAGUUCCAGCAGGUCCUGCACCACGAGCUGCUGGCCAUCCGCCAGGCCUGCAUCUCGCUGGAGAAGGACUACCAGCCAGGCAUCACAUUCAUCGUGGUGCAGAAGCGGCACCACGCACGGUUCUUCUGCACAGACAAGAAGGAGCGAGUGGGGAAGAGCGGAAACAUUCCAGCAGGCACCACCGUGGACACGAAGAUCACCCACCCAACCGAGUUCGACUUCUACCUGUGCAGUCACACUGGCAUCCAGGGAAUAAGCAGGCCUUCCCACUACCACGUGCUUUGGGAUGACAAUUGUUUCUCUUCCGAUGAGCUGCAGAUCCUCACCUACCAGCUAUGUCACACCUACGUGCGCUGCACGCGCGCUGUGUCUAUCCCAGCGCCAGCAUACUACGCUCACCUGGUGGCCUACCGGGCCAGGUACCACCUGGUGGAUAAAGAACAUGACAGUGCUGAAGGAAGCCAUACCUCCGGGCAGAAUGAUGGGCAGGACCACCAGGCGCUGGCCAAGGCAGUCCAGGUCCACCAGGACACGCAGCGCACCAUGUACUUUGCUUAACAUGUUGUGUUUACAACUGUGUGCGGAGUC